AUGACAGCCACAAGAUUAGCAACGGAAACCCAGAAGGGGGUCCAACCCCCAAAGAAGCAGCCAAUGAUCUAUAUAUGUGGAGACUGUCACCCCCAAAAUGAAAUCAAAUUCAGGGAUCCAGUCAGAUGUAGACAGUGUGGAUACAGAAUAAUGUACCAGAAAAGGACAAAAAGAUUGGUAGCUUUUGAUGUUCGAUGA
Molecule: messenger RNA, 198 nt
Organism: Jaculus jaculus (lesser Egyptian jerboa)
Lineage: Eukaryota; Metazoa; Chordata; Mammalia; Rodentia; Dipodidae
Product: DNA-directed RNA polymerases I, II, and III subunit RPABC4-like
Exons: 2
Coding region: 1-198 (65 amino acids)
Biological process (GO): DNA-templated transcription
Cellular component (GO): RNA polymerase II, core complex; RNA polymerase III complex; RNA polymerase I complex
Molecular function (GO): DNA binding; DNA-directed RNA polymerase activity; zinc ion binding
Source: RefSeq, a predicted model, not a curated record